AUGAUCGAGAUCAAGCUAUUAAAAUCCAUCUUCCUAGUGAUACUAUUUAUUAACAUUUUCUAUUUUGUGAAAGUGUAUCGAGUCGAGGAGGAACGAAUACGAGAGUUGGCUUUAAAACAUGCUAGUUCAAUCACCUACACAACAGAUGACGAAGUCCAGUUUGACCGACUGAAAGAGUAUCAUUUGUUAGAAACCAAUGAGAAAAUUGCCUUUUUACUUGAGAAAGUUGAGCAAAAUCUGGAUAACCAUUAUUGGCUCAGCGAUGUUUCGGUUGAGGAAAACUCAAUCAUCAUAGACCCCUGGGACUAUUUACCGCCUACGGCUGCAAAGCCAUUUACAUGGCGUAAUAGACGACAACUACAAUAUGAGCCACGGCUUACUUUGGCGAUAUACUUGGAUGAACUUAAACACCAGUUGCAGCUUAAAAAUCCGCGAAAUGAAAAGCUGAAGGACCAUUUGAUUCAGUUGCCCUUUGCCUGGUCCGAUUGGGUCGAUUUGACAAUGUUGAAUCGUGAGAUAUUGAAACCCAUUGGUGAAAAGCGAACUUGUGAAUCCUUGCAAGAACGAGCCAACAAGAGAACCAAAUACCCCAAUUGGUGCAAGAAUUUAAUCGACUUGCAAGAUGAUGAAGUGAAGCUGAUUGGAUUGGCUCGGAAUGACAUGCCCGGGUUUAUAGUCAACAGUUCACCCAUGAAUAAAGCAUACCACCAAGAAGUAAUGCUACAGGGGAAAAGCCAUUUACUCACUAGUCAAGAAAACCCCCUUUCCAUCAUUUUCUUGACAAAAGAUGGCACUUAUGAGGCUCAGUUAACUGGGGAGCGGCAAAGAUGGGCUAGAACCGAUUUAUUUGACAAGUAUCUAGCUCGAAGAAAUCUAGACCCAAAUAACUCGGGCAACAACGACCUCGGUCGUAUCGAGUUGAAUCCAAAAAGAGAAUUUGAUUCCUUAUUGCAAACUAUACCAGCACGACCUUUGGAUAUUGACGACGACAUUUACCGAAUGAGACAAAUUACAAGACAGACGGAAUUUAACGCGUCACGUGAACUCCACCUCGACAAAGAUGCUUUCCACUAUAAGCAAGAGGAUAUUGACGAGCAAAUCAGCGAUUACGAAAUCAGACUCAACAAGAUUGAAGCUGCCGUGACCAAUGAAUUGAGAUAUGACCGCAAGGUUAUUCAAGAAAACAGACUUUCACGAAGAGAAUGGAACCAUUACAAUGGGUUGAAGACCGCUAAUUCGUUCCCCGUUGCCAAAGAACCCACCUACUAUAAACUUGCCACUUUGAGAAAAGACAAGAACAACAAAGACACCGGCUGGCAUUACGAAUGGCGGUUCUUCAACGGCGCAUUGCGUUACAUCAAGGAUAAAUCGUGGACGGAGCAGCAGCUUGAAGUCCGCGAACAAAUCAUCCUCGAUAGACUACUACGCAACUGGUUCAGAUUCGCCGAGGAGAAAGGCAUCAUAUCAUGGAUCGCGCAUGGGCCCUUAUUAUCGUGGUAUUGGGACGGGUUAAUGUUUCCCUUUGACAUUGACAUCGAUAUCCAAAUGCCCAGCUCGGAAUUGAAUAGAUUAUCAGCAAACUACAACAUGACGUUGGUGGUGGAGGACAUCAGCGAAGGUUACGGCAAGUACCUCAUUGACUGUUCCACGUUCCUCCACCACCGCGACUUGGCCGCUAAGGACAACCACAUCGACGCUCGAUUCAUUGACGUUGACUCUGGCACGUACAUCGACAUCACGGGGAUGGGCAUCAACAACGAGAAACCCCCACCGCAAUACUCGCGCUACAUCAAAUCCAAGCAGCGUCAAGGAGAAUCAGUUGAGCUCUACAUGGAUCGGCGGAAACAUUGGUUGAGUUUCGACAAGAUCAGCCCCUUGCACUACUCCAUGAUUGGCGGCGUGCCCGUUUACGUGCCCAAUGAUGUCAUGUCGAUGCUCAACAAUGAGUAUUCGGGAGGAACAACGUUGCUCUAUUUCGACGGCUACUACUAUGUGCCGUGUCUCCGGCUCUGGAUCCAGCAAGCUAAAGUCAAGUCGAUUUUCAGACCCGAGCAGUACGUGUCGAAAUCGAGGGAACGCGAGCGGGAGAAAUUGAUAUCGUUAAUUUCCAAUUUGGACGAGGAGGGCAAAUUGCGACUCUUGGAAUUGAAUGAAGAUGUCUUGAUUGAAUAUUACUUGACUCAUAAACUCACUGCGUUGCAUGAAAUUGAAAAAAAGUACAUGUUUGAUUACUCUUUACAGCAGUCGAUGUUUGACUUGCUGGAAAAGACCGAGUAUCACGAGUUGACUUCACAUUUCAAAAUGAAAUCCCCCUUGAGGAAAAGCUUGUAUGAUUUUGAGCAUUUUGAGAGGUUCAAGCAUAUGAGGAAACCGAGUCAGGUGAAGCCAGAAGUGGCUCAGCCUGGUGCAAAUUACCCUGUUAUCGGCAGCCAUGAUGCCGGUUUUGGGGCUAACCAAAUAGGACCGUUGUCACUACAAGAUGAUCAUAGUGACCAAGAUGACCAAGGUGAUAAUCAUGGUGAUGGCGGUAGCGAUGAAGAAGGGGGAGGAGGACGAAACGAUCUGCAUGGAGAUAAUCUGGAAGAUCACGCACAUCACGAUGAAUUUUGA
Lodderomyces beijingensis is the source of this 2610-nucleotide messenger RNA. The record is from the annotation of a GenBank genome assembly. Lineage: Eukaryota; Fungi; Ascomycota; Pichiomycetes; Serinales; Debaryomycetaceae.